Passer montanus (Eurasian tree sparrow) is the source of this 995-nucleotide messenger RNA. It is a transcript of the gene XG, whose product is annotated as Xg glycoprotein (Xg blood group). Gene Ontology annotation, biological process: T cell extravasation; positive regulation of neutrophil extravasation; homotypic cell-cell adhesion. The transcript has 9 exons. The record is from RefSeq and is a predicted model, not a curated record. Bases 18 to 503 code for a protein of 161 amino acids. NCBI's taxonomy places the organism in Eukaryota, Metazoa, Chordata, Aves, Passeriformes, Passeridae.
GCACUGCAUAGAAGAGCAUGGAGAAAUUCAGAAGUAUUUUUAUUUUGUGCCUUGGCUUCCUUCUAGUGCAUGUAAGAGGUCAAGAUGAUUUUGAUUUAGCUGAUGCCCUUGAUCACCCUGAUGACAUAAUUACCAGGAAACCUACAGUGAUCAGAAGACCAACAAGACCUGUGUUCAACAAUGAUCUACAUUUAGGAGAUGCUCUUGGUGGGGGUGACAUCUCGAGAAAACCUUUAUACCCACCUCUUCCACCACGCCCAGGAAGUUACGGUAAUUCUGGAGGUUUUGAUGACUCAGAUCUCCUUGAUGGAAAGCCUUUACCACCAGGAGAAGAGCAGCAUAAUUUCAAUCAUGAAGGGAACACAGAUUCGGGUUUAAUAGCUGGAGUUACAUCUCCUGUAAUUUCUGCUUUUGUGAUACUGGUUGUUGGAUCAAUAGCAGCCUACACCGCUUACAAGAAUAAGAAGCUUUGUUUCAAACCACGUGGUGGGGCUGCAGUGUAAAACACUGAAAGAAGAGUUGCUGUCCGAUCACAGGCUCCUUUGGUUAGUGACAUUCUACACUGCCAUUCUGACAGAAGAAAAUCUUCCUCUAACGAAUGUUUUCCUGAGACAUUGCAAUCCUGCUCUCUCUAACCUGAUGUCACUUUUGCACCUCGAACUUUAUGUCGUCAAAAAUAUUCUUAAGACAUCCAGGGAUUGUAUUGCACUCUCUGACCUGCAUUCAUAAAGGAUACAGAUUUUGACUCAGAAGUUAUCAUAAACAACAAAGAAAUCAUGUUUGAUAUAAGCUAAAAGUUGAAGGAUUCUUGUUUAUGGAGAUUUGAGUCACCAAAUAAUUUUUUUUCUGUUUUCAAAAUUAGCCAAAAAAUCAGUCCUUCUGAUAGAAUAGGAAUAAAGCAUAUGCCAUUUCCUUUCACACCUGUUGGUUUCUCCAGUAUAUUCCUGUAAUGUUUACUGUGUUUAAAGAAAAUUUGUAGUUGUCUAAAGGAUUAA